AGUAAAAGAGAAUUGAAGUUCUCAAAGAUUUUGAAAAUUACCAAAAGAGAAAAAAUUUAAGAUAGACAUGCUCAUUGUACUUGAAGUGUGCAUAUAAUCACAUUAAAAUGGCAUCAUUUUAUGAAACUGAGCAUCAAAUGCAUAAAUCCUUAACAAUCAGGAAAAAUGACAUUUCCUUUCAUUUGAAGUACUUUGUAAAGAUAUUUGAAUCUGAUUAUUUUAGUCAUAUUUUUUCAUUGGACCACACUUAGCUGAGUUUCCAUGAAGAUCGAGAAAAAGGCAAAAAAAAAAAAGUCACAUCCAGGGAAGUAUGCAGUUAUGGAAAGAACAGAGGGUAAUUCCUUAUUCAUUUUUGAGCCAAUGUAUUAUAUGACCCAAGACUAAAGUUGGAAGGGCUCUAUGCUAAGGACCAUUUAGACCUGGAAGAUAGAAGAACAGGCAUUAUUAUAGUAACUUAGUUCAUAAAUAUAUUGUUAAAUUCUGUUUACCUUCUCAAGAAUGUAUAAAUCCAAAGCCAAACAGUGGGAAUCUGGACUAAAAGUUGAAAAACAGUUACACCUUAUUCUUGAUUCAAAGUUGAUUUUCUUUCUGGGCCUUCAGAAAUAUUUUAACUUUCUGUUCGAAGACAACUUUCAAAGACUUCUUUAUCUGAAUAUCUCAUUACAUGUAGGAUGGAGAAGGCAUCACAUGUGUAGUUCUGCUACUUUCUGGAAUUCUACAAACUGCAUGUUUGGCCCAAGAUAAAGGAGAUGAUUUUAUGUUUUAAUAAUAGUGAAUUACUAUUUUUUCUUCUAAGAGAGCUGAUAUAUCCAUCAAUGUAAAUUAUUUACGAAUUUUUCAAUGCUGCUCCAGUUUUCAAAAAAGUAAGAGAAAUUAAGUAAAAAUUUGAGCCCUUCUCUCCAGAAUACACUCUAUGACCUUACUGGAUUCUAAGCAGCUUGAAAGUAGAGUUGGUUUCUGUUUUAUUCACAGUCACAUUUCUAACAGAAAGCAAGUGUUUCAGACAGUUGAUGUUCAACUUAUAUCUGCUGAAUAAUUGAAACAUCUCUGAGAAAUCAAUGAAUUUUCUAAGGACUUGUUUAUCUGAAACUAAUCUACAUUGAAUUUCAAAAGAACUAUUUGUGUUUAGAAAGACUGAGGUACAAGAAUAUAAUUCCAGCUUCCAUAGAACCAAUUUAUUAUUUGAUGGUUGGUCUCUCUGCUUGUUCAGAUUUCUGGAGACUAGGAGAACUGUAAAAUGAUGUAUGAAUCUCCAAUUUAGUUCCAAAUAUUGAGCUCAUUCAUAUCUUUGAUUUUGGAGACAAAGAAUAAAUUAAAUUCAGUAUUUUUGUUAAUAGAAUUAACUUUCUGUAAUCUAUAUUUAAGUUCUAUGGCCUCUACUUGGUGCUUUCAUUCAACUUUGGUUAGUCUUUAUGGUAUCCAAAUUAAGUGAAUUUUGCACAUCCAAAAGACUUUUAAAAACUCUCUGUAGCCAGUUUUUUUAAAGCAUAAUUCUAGAUCAUAUGUACUCUCCUUUUUAUUCCUACAAACACAUCAGUUUAGAAAUAAUUUUAAGUAUUUCCUAGAUUUUCAUUCUGGAUUUUAAAUUUUAAUAUGGGAUUGCUAUAAGACUAAGCUAUAUUCAAAUAUCAAUCAUUAAAACUAUGCAUUAACUCACCAUACUUUUCAAAAAUCUACAGCCCUCAUGUACUGCUUCCUUUCAUAUUAGGACUUUUAAAAAUGUUGUUUACCUGUAUAUCCUGCCACUAUAUUAUUAGGUUAUCUUUGGCUUCUCAGAGUAAAUUGUUAGAGCUUUUCAAAUCCAAAACCCUAUUAGUUGCAAUUUAGAGUUAAUUUUCUGUCAAGUACACAUUUGUUUAAUCAGUUUUAUUUAAAUAGAUUGAAACAUUUAAACUCAUUUUCCUUUUAUUCUUUGGGUUUUCAACACUUUUGAUGAACAGUAUGGUAUCACUGUACUCAUUUUUUUUAAUCAGUAAAUAAACUUCUUCACUUUGAUUUAGAUUUUUCUUUAUUCCUGAUAUUCUGACAUUUUCUAGGCUACAACCUGAGAUUGACUUAGUAUGCUUUUCUCAGUAACUAUAGUUUUUUUUUCAUGAUUUCUAUUUGUCAGAUUUUUACAACUUGUUCUACAAUUGCUAUUUCCUUCUUUGUUUGAAUAAAUUAUUGUAAGUUCUUUCCAUAUUGUUCUGAAUCACUUUUUCUUAUAGCAGAGGAAUAGCUCUGUUAUUUGUUGGGUCUAUUUUUCCUGGUAGUCUUUCUCAUAUGUGAUUUUUUUUAUUAAUGGCGUUAUCUCUUCUUGGUGGUUUCGUUCCCACUAGUACUGCUUUUGAUAAUCUUGGGGUAGGGAGGAAGAAAGGUCUCAUGAUGAUUUUAGCUCCAACCUCUGCAAAUCCAAACCUUAAAUAAGAAUUUUAACCCCACUUUGCCACAUGUGGGUAGUAGUUCUGGAAAAACCUCUAAAGAUUUGUUGGAGCUGGGUCCCAGGCUCCCUCAGGUAGAACUGCUCCGCAUUCGCUCUAUAAAGCAAGCAUCUCAGGGAGGUUCUUUCUUCUGGGCUGUCAUGGUGUCUGCCAAGGCUGUGGGUAUGGAAUCUAAUGGGUAACUUUUUACUUUGCAAUCUUCAGACAAAAUAAAUUGGUUUUGAAAAAAAUGUAAUAGCAGCUAAAGUAAUUCAUGCAUGGGGGAUAUGUGGAAAACUCAGUCUUGAUUCAGGUUAUAAAUACACAUUAUGAUGCUCAUAAAUAGAAUAGUAUAAUCCAGGAUUUCUCUGAAGUGGUGGUUCCUAUUUUUUAUAUAUAUAAAAUAGCUUGGGACUCUGGUGAUGGAAAAUUGACUUGGACCUUCCAAUACAUCAUCUAUUUAGGAAACAAUCUAUCAAAAAUACCAUCUGGUAACAGAGGUCAGAGUGAAUACCAUUUUUUCCAUAAGGGCAGGGUCUUACAUGCAGAAAUAGAGCAUAACAUAACUACUGUUGUCCAGGAGUGUCAAAAAUUUGCUAACGCAGACCUCAUGUACCUUUUUAGUUCACAAAAAUGUCCUACCCUUCCUGCUGGUAAAACUGGAGACUAUCUAAGGACUAACACCUAAGUCAUUUUUGCUCUGUUCCCCCAGGUUGUUAUCUCAAACCUCUUUUUAUGUAUCAAUAUAAGCAAUGGAACUGUAUGUUUUGGUGUCUCUGGUUUUUAAAACUCUUGAUGAGUUUGUGUUCACAAUGUUCUGGGUUCUCUAGAAUUGAGCAACAAGGCUGUUGUAUGCAGUGAUCCUGAAUGACAUGCACAGCUAGCUCUGUGACAGAGAAAAGUCACAGCAAAGCAGUUCUGCAUUGUGCACAGAGCUGGCCAAGGAGAACAGGGUCGUAACCUGGAUGACAACUUGGGCUGGAAUGUGUGAUUAUUUUAUUAAUGAUCAGAGGCCUCAAAGUAUUGGCUGUUUAGCACUGGCACAAAUAGCUGGAAAAUAUGACAUAUGAAGCACAUCCCAGCACAGCAUUGUGCUAUUAUUAAGGAGUAACUAGAAGCCACCUCUGUCUUCCAGGAUUACCCUGCUCCAGAUGAAGGACUUCUCACUGCCUUCCCUGCUCUCAUGCAUAGGAUACUCAAGCCAACAGGUUCCCCAUCCUUAGGAUCAUUUACUUGAUUCAGUCUUCUCUCUUGUUCAAUUUUUUCUGCUUCUGAGAUGUAGAUGAUGAACAAGGAAACUUUAAUGGACUUCUGCUCAUAAGAAGGUCCCUUUCUAAAAAUUUGGCAUAUCAAUGCUACUGGAAUUGGUUUCAGAGCUGUCACUGUCAGAGGUUUAUCACAGGGAUGUCAGGAACAAAUGUGUUCAAGUCUACAAAGUUAAACGUCUUCAGCAUCAACUGUUGACGAGGAAAGACUUCAAGGAGAAAGUUAACUUCUAAGACAAUUUCAUGGUUAUAAAAAAUUAAAAACCAUAUUCUCUAGUGUCAUUUUGGUUUUUUCUUAUAUUGCUUUAUCUCUGGGGAAAUGGAUGUCUUCAUCUUGAAUGUCUCAUCCUAUUCAAUUUAGAGUAAACAGCUGGCUGGGUUGAUGUUUUGUUGCUCAAGUUUGUUAUGACAAAGUGUAUUCCAUCAUAUUUUACUGUAAUUUUUUAAAAAAAUAUAUUCUGGCCAUCAGUGACAAUAGUAGAGAGAGGACCUCUGAAAAACUCUUCUCCAUAGAAGCAAUUAGGAAAGAGGUCAGAAUCAACUUUUUCUUUUUCUCUCUCUUUUUUUUUAAAGAUGUAUUUGUUUAUUUGGAAGGCAGAGACAAAAAGAGAGAGAUCUUCCAUCUGCUGGUUGACUCCCCAGAUGGACUCAAUCCCAGAGCUGGGCCAAUCCAAAGCCAAGAGCUUCUUCGGGUCUCCCACGAGGGCACAGAGGCCCAAGGACUUGGGCCAUCCUCCACUGCUUUCCCAGGCCUCAGCAAAGAGCUGCAUCAGAAGUGGAGCAGCUGGGACUCGAACUGACACCCCUAUGGGAUACCAGUGCUGCAAGUGGCAGCUUUACCCACUGCGCCACCGCACUGGCCCCCUCAAAUUUUUUAAAAGGAAUUUAACCAAAGGUUUGCAGCAAUAUUGGGAGAAUUUAUUGAAGAAAAAUAGGCUUAACUCUUGGCUUAAAAAAAAAAAACAGUGAUUUUCUGGUGCUUUAACUUGCCCUAUUCCCAUCUGCAUUUCUCUAACUUCCCAGUGAGCCUUAAAACCUAACAGCUUACAGUCACAGGGGAAACGGUCAGUUUAGCAGCCGCAAAAAAAGAGAACAAACUUGGAGCUCCUUCAAGCUCACAGAGAACUGUCAUUGUGUGGUCAGUUUGCUGGCUUCCUGGAGGUCUCCACUUGCAAGGCUGUCUUUAUCUGACCCAAACCAGAGCUUACCUAGUGAAGAAAAUAAUUUUCUUUGAGGGCAUCUGUUGAAACCAUUUAGAGGCAUUUAUUUAAUUUUACAGCUCCCAGGGUGUCACACAAAAUUUGGUAAAACAAUAGGCUGAUGGAGUAACAAAUGAAAAAUCUGAGGAGACAUCCGUAAAGGCUUUGAAAAGUUCUUAUAUAUUCCUCAGAAUUCAGAAGGCCACAGGCAUGUGUAGGCUUUUCAUGUGCUCAGGGCUGUAUGCAUGUUAAGGAAAGACCUGAGGGGCAUCAAAGCUCCCACUUCUAGAUGGGCUUUGGUCUCUCUGUGCAAGUAGGAAGGGAAGGCCAAGGUGGAGUUGUCAGUUGUCCCGCUGAAUGUAGAAGGAACAGCCCAACGUGAACCUCGAGUCCCUUAGCAAAGACUAGAAGACCAUUGGCUCCCUGAAUGUAGGUGUGUCUUUGUCCAACCCUUAAGUAAACUGAGCAGAGAAUUUUGUGAGCACAUAUCAAAGAACACAGAAUUGACAGAAGCCAUGCAGAAUACAAGUCCAGUCACCCUGUGAGCUUCAUAUCCAUAAAGCCCUUUUCAUUUUCUCUCCGGCUCUCAGAAACUGUGGUUCUAAUAUUUGCCUGACUUCUAUACUUAAUGUGGGUUCACACUGUACACGACUCAAUACAAACCAAGAUAUCUCUUAUUCAACUGCAUUGUUAUUUGCACACUACUGUGGAAAAAUAGAACCUAGUCCUUUAGACCAUGUGGCAUAGUACAUCAUAAACUUUUGCAUCAUCCUAAAGUCUCCACAUUCUUGGAAACAAACACAUAUAGCUAAUAUGAAUCAAACUGAAUUUUUAGAAGAACUACUUCCCCUCAUUAGUUUAUGCAAAGGUAAGUGGAGUUCUUUGAAGUUCCACUGGUAAAGGUGUGGGGCGACUGCCUGUGGUACAACAACGUUAUCAAUUAUACAACUGAAAGAAAUAACACAGUUAGAGAAGAGUCUACACUUAAAAAUUGGCUUUCCUUUGGAAACCUCAAAAAAAGCUUUGACUUGCAUAUAUGAAUUUCUCAGUCAAGACGCUGGGUGGCGCUGCAGGCUAAGAUUGUAAAUGCACAAAGAAUCCUAAAAAGCUUGCGUAUUCUUUUGUGUUGCAAAACGUAAUAAAACACACACAUAGGACGCUUUGCAAAGCAGUACGGGAUGACCACCGGGUUUGGGCAAAUACAUACUAAAGGAAUUUAAGCUUGGGAGCUACUGUGGCGCUUUCUUCCAAGCAAGAAAUCAGAACUGAAUGUCUCCGGUCCUUACUGUGACUGCGGAAGGAAUUAAGCACCCGGACUCCAACAUGGAGCAGCCACAGAAAACUCAUCCACACAGGCAAGUGGUGGCCUUUAUUUUCAUGGUGUUCUUGUCUCGGGUUCGUGCCGAGCCGAUUCGUUACUCUGUGCGGGAGGAGACCGAGGGCGGCUCCUCCGUAGCCCGUCUGCAGGAGGACCUGGGCCUGGGGGCAGGGGAACUGGCGGCCCGGUCGGCACGGGUGGUGUCUGACGAUGACCAGCAGCCUCUGCUGCUGGAUCCUCAGACCGGAGAUUUGCUUCUGAGGGAGAAACUGGACCGGGAGGAGCUGUGUGGCCCUGCGGAGCCGUGUGUGCUGCAUUUCCAAGUGUUCCUGGAAAUGCCGGUGCAGUUUUUUCACGGAGAAUUAUGGAUCCAGGACAUCAAUGACCAUUCCCCGGUAUUCCCUGAUAAGGAAGUGCUCUUGAAAAUACCCGAAAACAGCCCGCCAGGGACUCUCUUUCCUUUGAAAUUAGCCCAGGAUUUGGACGUGGGCAGCAACGGGCUUCAAAAAUACACCAUCAGCCCCAAUUCUCAUUUUCACGUUGUCACUAGAAAUCAGAGUGAGGGCAAGAAGUAUCCGGAUUUGGUACAGGACAAAGAACUGGACCGGGAGGCGCAGGCUGAGUUCAGCUUAACCCUCACCGCACUGGAUGGCGGCGCUCCUCCCAGGUCUGGCACAGUCCUGGUUCGAAUCCUGGUCAUGGACGUCAACGACAAUGCUCCGGAGUUUGUGCACACCCCGUAUGAGGUGCAGGUCCCGGAAAACAGCCCCCUAGACGCCCCUAUUCUUAAGGUCUCAGCCAGGGACUCAGAUGCUGGAAACUUCGGGAGUGUUUCCUAUGCCUUGUUUCAACCCUCAGACGAAAUUCAACAAACAUUCUCUGUAAAUGAAGUCACAGGAGAAAUACGCCUGAAAAAAAAACUGGAUUAUGAAAAAAUAAAAUCUUACAGGGUGGAAAUCGAAGCCACCGACGGAGGAGGCCUUUCUGGGAAAGGCACUGCGGUCGUAGACGUGGCAGACGUGAACGACAACGCCCCGGAAUUGACCCUGUCCUCACUCACCAGCCCCAUCCCGGAAAACGCUCCCGAGACGGUGGUCGCCAUCUUCCGAAUUCGAGAUAGAGAUUCCGGGGACAACAGGAAGAUGGUUUGCUCUAUUCCAGAUAACCUGCCAUUCCUGUUAAAGCCGACUUUCAAGAACUUCUACACCCUGGUAACCGAUGGAGCGCUGGACAGGGAGGCCAGGGCCGAGUACAACAUCACCAUCACCGUGUCCGACCUGGGCACGCCCAGGCUGACCACCCGGCACCACGUCGAGGUGCAGGUGUCCGACGUGAACGACAACGCCCCGGCCUUCAGCCAGGCCGCCUACACCCUGCUGGUGCGCGAGAACAACAGCCCCGGGCUGCUCAUCGGCUCCGUGAGCGCCAGCGACAGGGACGCGGGCGCCAACGCGCAGGUGACCUACUCGCUGCUGCCGCCGCCACAGCAGCCCGACGUGGCGGCGCUCGUGUCGGUGCACGCGGACAGCGGGCAGCUGUACGCGCUGCGCGCGCUGGACUACGAGGCCCUGCGCGCCUUCGAGUUCGGCGUGCGCGCCGCCGACCGCGGCUCCCCGGCGCUGAGCAGCGAGGCGCGCGUGCGCGUGCAGCUGCUGGACGCCAACGACCACGCGCCGGCCGUGCUGUACCCGCCGGCCAACGGCUCGGCCGCCUGCCCCGAGCUGGUGCCGCGCGCGGCCGACGCGGGCUACCUGGUGACCAAGGUGGUGGCGGUGGACGGCGACGCGGGCCAGAACGCCUGGCUGUCGUUCGAGCUGCUCAAGGCCACGGAGCCCGGGCUGUUCGGCGUGUGGGCGCACAGCGGCGAGGUGCGCACGGCGCGGCCGCUGAGCGAGCGCGACGCGCCCAGGCAGCGGCUGCUGGUGCUGGUGCGCGACCACGGCGAGCCGCCGCUGUCGGCCAGCGUCACGCUGCACGUGCUGCUGGUGGACGGCUUCUCGCAGCCCUACCUGGCGCUGCCCGAGGCGGCGGCGGCGGCCGAGGCGGCGCGGCCCGACUCGCUCACGGUGCAGCUGGUGGUGGAGAUGGCGGCGGUGUCGUCGAUGUUGGUGCUGAGUGUGCUGGCGCUGGUGGCAGCGCGGCUGUGCGGAGCGAGCGCGGGCGGGGGCGGGGGCGGUGUCGGUGUUGGGGCGGGGUGUGCGGUUGGCGGCGGCGGCGGCGGCGGCGGCGGCGCGGGUGCGGAGGGCCGCUUCCCGGGGCCGCUGCUGGACGUGAGCGGCGGCGGGACGCUGUCGCACAGCUACCAGUACGAGGUGCGCCUGAUGGGCGACGCUGGGACCGGGGAGUUCAAGUUCAUGAAGCCCAUUAGCCCCAACCUUCCUUCCCAGGGCACUGGGAAAGAAAUAGAGGAAAACUGUACCUUUCAGAGUAGUUUUGGGUUUAAUUACUGAUAGGAACCCAUUUAAUAGACAUUUCCUUCUUGACACUGCUUUUUUUUUUUUUUUUUUGACAGGCAGAGUGGACAGUGAGAGAGAGAGAGGGAAAGGUCUUCCUUUUGCCGUUGGUUCACCCUCCAAUGGCCACCACGGCUGGCACGCUGCAGCCGGCGCACCGCGCUGAUCCAAAGGCAGGAGCCACAUGCUUCUUCUGGUCUCCCUUGGGGUGCAGGGCCCAAGCACUUGGGCCAUCCUCCACUGCCUUCCCGGGCCACAGCAGAGAGCUGGGCUGGAAGAGGGGCAACCGGGAAAGAAUCUGGCUUCCCAACCAGGACUAGAACUCGGUGUGCUGGUGCCGCUAGGUGGAGGAUUAGCCUAGUGAGCCGAGGCGUCGGCUGACACUGCCUUUUUAUUCCAUCACUUCCAGUUGGGUGCUACUUAAUUUUGUUAGAUGCGUCAUCAGUUUCCUAUUUUGCCUAACUGUGCAAGUUUUCAUUUUCUCAUAUGGACAUUUUCCUAGAAUAUCAGUGAUUGAAAUGGUGAUUAUAUUCAAAAUUCAUAUUAUUUCCAAGACUUUCUUCUGCUUUAUGUAUUUAUUGAUUAUAUAUUCACUCUAUCAUUAACUAAUGUUAGUUUCCCUUUUGUAGGACUUUUUCAAUUAUUAAAAUAUUCUGUUCCAUGUAUAUUUACUAUUUAAUAUUUCUUUUAUUUUCAUUCUAGGCUGACAUUCUUGUUUGCUUUUCCACAAACUGUUACUCAUUUUUAGAAAUUCUGUCUUCCCUGAAUUUAUCUCUUUUUUAAGAAAAAUUUAUUAAUUUGAAAGGCAGAGUUAACAGAGGCAGAAGCAGAGAGAGGGAGAGAGAAAGAGUUAGUUCUUCCAUCUGCUAGUUCACUCUUCAAAUGCUGCAACAGCCAGAGCUUUAAAAAAGCUGAGGUGCUUGUUAAUAUUUUAAUGGCUAACAACCCAAUUCCUUCAAAUCUCAUCAAGUAGGUUUAUGUGGGGUGACUUUUACAUUCAGCAGUGUUUGGGGCAGUGUCUAGCCCUUUGUCUAUUCCACAUCAUUAGGUUUAAUCUGAAACCUUGCUGUAUAUGGGGAAAAUGGAGCUUCUUUCUGGAUACCAGGCUUUUGAAUAAAAUUAUGCAUGAAGCAAGAUGUUA
Oryctolagus cuniculus (rabbit) is the source of this 9775-nucleotide messenger RNA. The record is from RefSeq and is a predicted model, not a curated record. Lineage: Eukaryota; Metazoa; Chordata; Mammalia; Lagomorpha; Leporidae.